Messenger RNA from Owenia fusiformis, 2700 nucleotides. The record is from the annotation of a GenBank genome assembly. NCBI's taxonomy places the organism in Eukaryota, Metazoa, Annelida, Polychaeta, Sabellida, Oweniidae.
CUUUAAACUUAGGACCACAUCAGUUCAUAACUCAUAUUUUAAUUUACUACCUAUAUUAAUACUACAUGUACAUGUACUACUAAAUAAAUCGUAAAUGAAUUGAAAACGUGAGGGUUGAGCAUUUUGAUUAUCAUCGAAUUAAAGUUGAUGAUUAUUAUUCCCGGAGCGGUCACUGAUAGAAGAUGGGCGAUAAUUCAACUUCCGAAACAGCAUUUAAAAAAUAUUAUGAAGAUAUUCCGACAAAGACCAAUCCGCAAUUGAUACAUACAAAUGGAUCUGUAAAGGCCAAUGGUGAUGCGGUUACGAACAAUGAAAAUGAUAGCAAUGGGGUUAAAGUUAUCGACGAUAGUAACCACAAACGCUCUAGUCCGUUAGACAAUGGCGGCCGUGUUAACGCGAAACAUGGGAACCGUCUUACAACUGGCAUGAAAAAUUGUCAAACUGCUCUAGGAACACGUUGCUCGGUAUACAGUUCUUGGAUAGCAAAAAUAACACUUUUCAUACUUCUAAGCGUAUACACUAUAUAUUUUAUAUUUGCUAUUAUACAUAGCGUAGACGCAGCUCGGGCCCUGAUAGUCUUGACAAGCCUGACUGUAUUUUUUAUUGUAUGGAAUUUUGUUCGAGAUCAUUAUGGAGAUCGUUUAUAUGGUGCUUUUGGUGAACCUGUAGUGAAUGUGUUGAACAAACAAUGGUUUUGGUUAAAAUGGGUUCUUGCCGUUGUCGGAUUUGUAGGUCUGGUGGUCUAUUUGGCAGUUGACGUCAUUAAGACGCCCAUGCAGUUGGCUUCUCUUGGGGGAGGACUCGCUAUGCUCCUCAUCGUAUUUUUGACAUCGACGAAUCCAGAUAGGGUCCAAAUGCGCCCAGUUGCGUGGGGUCUGGGUAUACAGUUUGUUAUGGGUUCUGUGAUUCUGAGAUGGUCCUGGGCUUAUGAAGCAGUAGACUGGAUGUCAGACCAGAUCCAAAGAUUUCUGUCUUACGUCCUUGAUGCCAGUGAAGUCGUAUUUGGGGACCCGGGUUACCUCGACCAUCCAUUUAUAUUUCUCAUGAUGCCGAUGUUGAUCUACUUCUCCUCAGUGAUGGCCAUACUGUUCUAUAUGGGAGUGAUCCAGGUAAUAGUGAUGAAGAUUGGAUGGCUCUUCCAGAGGACGUUCGGCACGACAGCGGUUGAGAGCAUCAACUCAUCGGCGAAUAUAUUCCUGAGUGGUAUGGAUACCAUGUUGAUGUUGAAACCAUAUCUGAUGAGAUUGACAAUGUCGGAACUGCACGCAUUGCGUGUGGCCAACCACACUACAAUAGCUGGCUUUGCAUUCGCUCUCCUUAUACUGCUAGGGGCCCCUGGGAGACAUCUAUUAGCAGCAGCUGUGAUGUCGGCUCCAGCAGGAUUAGCAAUAGCCAAGCUUAACUACCCUGAGACUGAAGUAUCAGUGACUGGAGAUAAUAUUGAGCUGGAAGAUUCGCCAGAUCGCAAUAUAGUUGAGGCAGCUUCGAAUGGUGCUAAAGUUGCUGGAAAGACAGUUAUGGCCGUUAUAGUGAAUUUCAUAUCUGUACUGUCUUCACUUUCUUUCCUGAAUGCCACUUUGAAAUGGUUGGGGGAGAGGGUUGGUCAGGAUAACUGGAGCUUUCAGUUCUUUUGUUCAUAUCUUUUCCUGCCAGUGGCCUUGUUAAUGGGAGUCGAGUGGCGUGAUGCAGGGAAAGUUGCCUCACUUAUUGGCCUCAAGCUAUUUACAAGUGAAUUCAUAGCAUAUGGGGAAAUGGGAGAAAUGAUAGAUAGAGGAGAAUUAACCCAACGUUCAGUGGCAAUAACAACAUAUGCAAUGUGUGGUUUCUCUGGUCUAGCCACGUUUGCAAUCAGCGUUGGGGUGUUCAAUGCCUUAGAGCCCAGACGGCUGCAUCAUGUUAUCGGAAUGAUGGGCAGGACGAUGAUGAAUGCAAACAUCGCCUGUUUUCUCACUGCUUGCUAUGCAGGUUUGCUGUACAACGAGGAUAUAGCCGGUGGAAGUGGAGGUAGCAAUAGCACAAUAACCACGCCACCCCCAGACUUCACAUGGCCUCCCUGGUUACCACCCAUAGAUGAGAUUAUAGGAUGUAUAAUAGACCCUGACAAUUGCCUAGAUUCAGACACUAAAUUGGCUGCAAGACAGUUCAAUAAUGGAACAUUGAAUGCAACCUUCUUUGGGCAUUCCCCUACAGUACCAAUGAGUGCUGUAUACAGUUAACGUUAGACCUUCUCCUAGAAUGUCAAUGAGUGCUGUAUAAAGAUAUAAUAAUAGACAAUAUCCGACAGUAUCAAUGAGUGUUGUAUACAGUUGUCGUAAGAGGUUCUCCAAGAGUGUCAAUAAGUGCUGUAGAUGAAUAAUAUUAGACCUUUUCUUACAGUACUAAUGGUUGCUGUAUACAGUUAACGUUAAACCUUUUCCUAGAGGAGUGUCCACGAGUACUGUAUAAAUAAAUAUUAGACCAUAUAUAGCCUCGUCAACGAUUGCCAUAUAUAAAUACUAUAUCUAGUAUUAUGAAUGUAUACAUAUAGUUGCGGACACUGCCCUCCCUUCUUUGGUGGGCCCCGAAAAAAAGAAAUCGGGGCACAAAUAAUUUCUAGGGAUUAACUAAUUAUGUAGGGUUAUGUAAUGUUGUCAAAUGAUGUGUAUUUAUAUCAUGUAAUGAUCUGUUUGUGUUUACGAUGGAAUACAUGUCUACUCCAAA